Messenger RNA from Cyclopterus lumpus (lumpfish), 909 nucleotides. Its product is annotated as protein C-ets-2-like. The record is from RefSeq and is a predicted model, not a curated record. Lineage: Eukaryota; Metazoa; Chordata; Actinopteri; Perciformes; Cyclopteridae. The transcript has 8 exons. Gene Ontology annotation, biological process: regulation of transcription by RNA polymerase II; cell differentiation. Gene Ontology annotation, cellular component: nucleus. Bases 1 to 909 code for a protein of 302 amino acids. Gene Ontology annotation, molecular function: DNA-binding transcription factor activity, RNA polymerase II-specific; sequence-specific DNA binding.
AUGGACUGCAGUGCUUAUGAGCUGGAUACCCUGGAGGUCCCACCUCUCACCCCGACCAGUAAGGAGGUCCUCAGCCAGGCGGUGAAGGCCAGUUUCGCUGGAUUUGCCCAGGAGAGAAUCAACCAUCACUUCCCACAGGAGCCUACCCUGUGGUCUGAGUGGGAGGUGAACUACUGGCUGGACUGGUGCCAGGCUGAGUUUGGUCUCCACUGCUUGGGUUCAGACCUGAGAGGCCUGCAGGGCAGUGAGCUGUGUGGCCUGGAAAGAGAUGCUUUCCUGGGCCUCAUGUCUGACUGCACGGCAGGAGAGAUCCUGUGGGAGCAUCUGGAGACCAUGAGGAGAGAGUGCUGCUCAGACUUUAUUCAGGAGCAUCCAGACAAACACAGCUACCAUGUUCCGUACCAUCCCAGUGAGAGGACGGACCUUCUCCCGCUGCAGCCUGUAACGGAUCAGGACUACUAUCUGAUCAAGACCCAAGGACUCGGACAUCGUGGGCUCAGCUUCAGAGAGUAUGUGGGCAACAAAACAGAUCUGGGCAGAGCCGUGAUACCAGCAGCUAUCCUUGCCGGAUACACUGGAAGUGGUCCCAUUCAGCUCUGGCAGUUUCUGCUGGAGCUUCUCACAGACCGCAGCUGUCAGUCAUGUAUCAGCUGGACAGGAGAUGGGUGGGAGUUCAAGCUGACGGACCCUGAUGAGGUGGCCCUGCUGUGGGGUCAGAGGAAGAACAAACCCAAGAUGAACUAUGAGAAGCUGAGUCGCGGCCUGCGAUACUACUACGACAAGAACAUCAUCCGCAAGACGGCCGGCAAACGCUAUGUCUACCGCUUUGUCUGCAACCUGCAAGGCCUGCUGGGAUAUGAGCCCGGGGAGCUGCACGCCAUGUUGGACAGCGGUAACAAGAAUCGCUAG